GCAUCACGGGAAAGAGCGCGCGGAGAAAGGCCUCUAUCGAAGCCACGACCAUCUUCAGCAUCAUCAUCACCAUUUUUCUCCAGGAGGCAGGACGGGGGAGUGCGCCCACCGUGUUGCGGGUGUAUGCGCGUGCGUUUGGAUCACGAUGAUGCAAAGUGCGGCGGUUCUACCGACGGAGAGUGCCGUAAAGAGUUUACCGGAGAUCCUCGGAGUGCCACUGCAACAGAUCCCUCAGUGUGCCGGCUGCAGUCAGCACAUCCUGGACAAGUUCAUCCUCAAAGUGCUGGACAGACACUGGCACUCCAAGUGCCUGAAGUGUGCUGACUGUCACACACCACUGGCGGACAAAUGUUUCUCCAGGGCAGGAAGCGUUUACUGCAAGGAGGAUUUCUUCAAGCGUUUUGGAACAAAAUGUGCAUCAUGCCAACAGGGGAUCCCUCCUACACAGGUUGUGAGGAAGGCGCAGGACUUUGUGUAUCACCUACACUGCUUUGCCUGCAUCAUGUGCAGCCGACAGCUGGCCACCGGGGACGAGUUUUACCUCAUGGAAGAUGGGAGGCUGGUGUGCAAAGUGGAUUAUGAGACAGCCAAACAGAAUGAUGAUUCAGAGGCGGGGACAAAGCGGCCGAGGACCACCAUCACCGCCAAGCAGCUAGAGACUCUCAAAAGUGCCUACAAAAACUCACCCAAGCCGGCACGCCACGUCAGAGAGCAGCUUUCCUCGGAAACUGGACUGGACAUGAGAGUCGUGCAGGUGUGGUUCCAGAACCGGCGAGCAAAGGAAAAGCGCCUGAAGAAAGAUGCUGGUCGGCACCGCUGGACUCAGUUUUAUAAAAGUGUCAAACGCAGCCGGGGAGGAACUAAGGUGGAGAAGGAAAGCUCAGCCGACGAUGCAGGACUCAGUGACAGUGAACUCAGCUUCAGAGACGACCAGGUCCUGUCAGACUUGGGCCACACCAAUGGGCUUUAUGGGAGUGUUGGUGAUGUCACCAACAGUGCGGUACUCAAUGGCAGCUUCUCAGUCGAAGCAGCAGGGCAGCCGUACCACGACAUCCGGUCAGGAAGUCCCUACGGCCUCCCUCAGUCACCGUCCUCCAUUGCUUCGCUACCUGGCCACACUCCUCUUAUUAACAACCUUGGCUUUAACAUGGACAGUCUUGUGGCACAGGGGGGUUUGGGUGGUGUGGGACAGGCUCUAAGGGCCAUGACGGGAGGCCCCACCUCAGAUCUCUCCACGGGUAGCAGUACGGGAUACCCCGACUUCCCGACCAGCCCUGCAUCCUGGCUGGACGAGAUGGACCAUUCCCAGUUCUGAUUCUGUUGACAGACUGUGGACAAAGUGACAGGGACAAAAAGAGAACAGACUCAUGAGGCUUUUUACAUUUCUUUCUGUUACUCCCCCUGGACCGGUGUGUUUUGUGAUGGAUGAGGAGAAAAAAGAGAAGAAGCCUGAAUCUUUGACAUUGUACUGGUCUGAUCACUCACCAGAAACAAAAAAGCGAUGAAGACUACUUUACCGACUGGAGUUAAUUUGACUGAAUGUUCCAUCUUAAUGCUACAAUGCAACAUUUGUAUCAACGGAACUUUAGUUUUUCACUCUGACAAUGAGACUGGAUUAUCAAGAUGAAGUUCAGAUGGAGGUUGGAUUAUACCCCAUAGGGAGGAGGUGUCAUCUCAACUCCCUAAAAACAGCUUGACCACAGGGUUGAAAUCUAGAUAAAAAGUCUCUCUAGACCCAGAAGAUAACGGCAUGCUCCAAAUCCCUAAUGAGUAGGGCUACUGUCCGGCUGUAUCAAAGCCUUUACGUUGGCAACGCACUUUAGUCUCCUCUUCUUUUCUACAGAACGCAGAGAGAAAGAGGAGAGGCACAGGCACAAGGCAAAAACACAGUGUUCCAUUGGGAGGGAAAUUUACAAGAACAGUGGCACAAGUAUGAAUUUUGAAAAACAUUUUUUUAAUGAACUGAUGAAGCAUAAACACGUAAGUUAUUUGGAAGUAGACGGUAUUGGUCUGUCUGUCAAAGCUGAUGUUUCCUCUGUUUGAAUGGGCACAAGCUCAUCUAUAUUUGUAGGUGCUUAACUUGUUCCUGCCCGUGUAAAACUGUCCUUUCCCGAGUGGAGAGUGAACGUCUGUCAGUGUUAAAUUAUCUGUUUCCGGACUCACGGGGAUUCAAGCUGUCUGUUGGGGAGCAAAUUUAGAAUUCCAAUCAACGUAAUUACGAUUCUUUUUUUUUUUGUUUUGUUUUUUGUAUGACUGCACAAACAAAAACAAGGAGCUAUUCUUUGUAAGCAGUUGUGGGCACAGCUAACCUAAAAGCUAGCUUCAUUAACCACUUUUACGCUAACUGAAAAGGUAACCGCGAUAAUGCUAAACUGAUAAACUGCUAAAAUACUUAGCUGAAGCUACUGCUAUGUUGUAUUCUCUGACUUUAGCUUUGCCUUAGGUUUCUUUGGCUCUUCAACACUAACAAGAAAAAAAAACAGACCUAAAGAGAUUAAAUUUUAAGACUUUGUUGGGUAAAAAUGGAAGUUCUCAAAAAGGUUUUAGCAUGUCACGAUCAGAUGAUGAUGAUCAAGAUAUACAUAUAUAAUUAAAUAAACAAAUGAAAU
Thalassophryne amazonica is the source of this 2609-nucleotide messenger RNA. It is a transcript of the gene lhx4, whose product is annotated as LIM homeobox 4. The transcript is spliced from 6 exons. The coding region runs from base 146 to 1315 and encodes 389 amino acids. Gene Ontology annotation, cellular component: nucleus. Gene Ontology annotation, molecular function: DNA-binding transcription factor activity, RNA polymerase II-specific; RNA polymerase II transcription regulatory region sequence-specific DNA binding. The record is from RefSeq and is a predicted model, not a curated record. NCBI's taxonomy places the organism in Eukaryota, Metazoa, Chordata, Actinopteri, Batrachoidiformes, Batrachoididae. Gene Ontology annotation, biological process: neuron differentiation; regulation of transcription by RNA polymerase II.